Molecule: messenger RNA, 477 nt
Organism: Colletotrichum lupini
Lineage: Eukaryota; Fungi; Ascomycota; Sordariomycetes; Glomerellales; Glomerellaceae
Exons: 4
Coding region: 1-477 (158 amino acids)
Source: RefSeq, a predicted model, not a curated record
AUGAGGCAGACAAGACGUGAAGAAGAAGAUGAGGCAGGAUGGGAAUGUCCUCUCUGGGAGAGACUGACGGGGGGUUUGUUGCGAAAGGCGAGUCGGGUCGGGGGGGGUGUGGAGUGGGGAGGGGGGAGCAGACCUGAGGAGAGAAAGCGAGCGAGGAGGAGGAGCAAGGACAGCAGUAGCACCCGCCCCGGUGGAGGAGGGACAGGCAGUUGCAGCAAGAGCCGGCCCGCCUGGUGGGAAGACUCAAGACACCGGGCCAGUCCCGUAGCUAAGCACACAUGGCGGCCCUGUAGGGAGACAGACAGGUCGUACCCAGGCGAGUACCUUGCCGUAGUGCACCACCCUGACUUUGACCUGUCGCCCAUCUCACCCGCACCACAGUCGUCGUCCCAGACACCUUACUCUCGAGUCUCUCGAGGGCUGGGCUGGAACUGGGACUGGAACGCCCGCCAAGUUCCGUCUCCUGCGGCCCUUUAG